This is a messenger RNA of Cetraspora pellucida, 461 nucleotides long. The record is from the annotation of a GenBank genome assembly. Lineage: Eukaryota; Fungi; Glomeromycota; Glomeromycetes; Diversisporales; Gigasporaceae.
AUAUUAGAAACCUAUUAACAGAAAUAAAAGAACUCAGAAAGAGCAUAAUUAAUAUAAACACAAAAGUAGAAAAAACUUAUGCAAAAGCCAAAUUUAAUGAUAAAUGGCCUGAUAAGUGUUUUGAUAAAGACAGAGAUCAAUAUGAGUAUAAUAUAUUAAGGGUUAUUAGUAAAGAUCUUGACUUAGGCAUGAAUUAUACCUCAAUUGAUGAAGCAGUAUCAUAUAUUGAAAUAGUAAAGAAAAAAAUAAAGGAUCAAAUGAUAAUGCUAAAAGUUGCAAAGAAAGAAGAAAUUACUAUAACUCAAUCAGAAAUUAUAACCCAAACUAUCUCUAUAAACCAAGUAGAUAUUACAACUCAAAGUAUGCCAAUAACCCAAAACUAUACAACCAAGAGUAAAAAACAAGAGCAAAUGAUGGAAAACUCACAUGUUAUAACUGUAAAGAGAUUGGGCACCUCUUAG